Neltuma alba is the source of this 2460-nucleotide messenger RNA. Its product is annotated as probable E3 ubiquitin-protein ligase RHG1A. Bases 627 to 2273 code for a protein of 548 amino acids. The record is from RefSeq and is a predicted model, not a curated record. Gene Ontology annotation, molecular function: ubiquitin protein ligase activity. NCBI's taxonomy places the organism in Eukaryota, Viridiplantae, Streptophyta, Magnoliopsida, Fabales, Fabaceae. The transcript has 7 exons.
UUCAAGCUUCUUUUAAGUUGCUCAUCAUCUUUAUGAAUAUUUCGGGUGGUUGUGAUUUUUCUAUAUUGACACUCCAAUUUUAUUUUGAUUUUCUUUAUUUGUGGAAAUCUUUGCCAUGCAGCACGGCAUUUCAUUCUAGUGGCAAAUAUUUUCUAACAUCAACAGGUUUUUUUGGAUCUUUUACUUGUUAUAAGGUAGACAACUUAACUGUGUAUUGUUUUAACGAUAUAGGCCCCCUCAGAUACUGUUAAGGUAAACUACAAAUAUUUUUAAAAGCCUUCAUAUUUCUGUUUCAUGCAAAGCUCUUGUAAAUAUGAAUAUAUUGUAAAAAUUGUAGUGCAGAUAUAUAGUUCCAAGAAAAACGUGUGAUGAUGGAUUUUAUUAUGGUAACUUGUAUGUAUUUUAUAAUUCUUGUCCUAAUUACUGAUAACAAGGCACAUACGCAUGCCUGAUGCCCGUGCUUAGUUCAUCUUUCUCAAGUGCAGGAAAAGAAUAGAAAAUGCUAACACCUCUUAACACCUGCUGAGUGCCCCUUUGUUAUCUAGUCCAGGUUGCUAGUUAUUUGUAGAUCUGGUUAAACCGCACCCUUGCCUUAAUUCUGACUUCUGAGUUUGUUUCUGAUUGUUAUGGGACAUAGACAUUUAUAUAGCAUGUCCCAGAUGUUUGGGAGUGAGCAGGAGCAGAAUUGGAAUUAUAUGCACACUGAUCAACAUAAUGGUAGGGGUAGCGCUUCAGAGAAUGGUUCUUUUAUUUAUCCACUAGAAAAUAUGCCUAUAGAUGGCAGCUCUUUGGCCGCUUCUUGGAACAAUGCCGCGAUGUCAAAUGGAUAUGCAUCCUCAAGUAUCAACAUUGAAUUACCCCCUCGUCAAUCAGAUGCAUCAAGAUCUUCUCAUGAUCAUUAUUUACGUUCAUCAAAUCCUGGAGCUUUUUUCGCAGUUUCUGAAAACUAUGCUCACCAGCCUUCUUCCAAUUGUGAUAGACAAGCAUUUCAUGUUGCUGAUGGUGAUUUCUUUGAUUUCACCAUGGGGAGUGGAAGAGGGCCUCACAAGCGAAAGAGCCCUGGAAUUCCUUCAGUUUGUGAGAGAGGCAGUACAAGCAGAUAUUUCAGUGCAGGAAGCUCAACUGAUCUCCCUAUAUCUUCAGAAAUAAGGCAGGAGAAGCCAAGCUUGGAUUCUCAAUUUCUGCCUUGGGAUCAUGUUACUAUGACACCCCCCUUCAGAGGCAGUGGCCUUUCAAUCAGGGGUGAGGGUUCUUUAAGGAAUGUUAGAAGUCGUUCUGCACUUGAUUUGGAAUCCAACCUUGCUAGGACGCAUUUAUCUGGCAACCAUUUGCACAACUCAUCUUCUGGCCCGUCCAAUGAUCAUUCUAGCUCUGUGGGUCUUUCUGGUCAUAGUUCUAAUACUGUGCCAAGGGACUGGAGCCAAAUGAACAUGUCUCCGGCUCCUGGGAGGGUAUUAUUAUCUGAAUCAAGUGGAUAUAAUCAUGAGCCAAGUCGCUUGCUGGUUGGAAGUGGUGUUAGUAAUGCUUCGGUAGACGCUGGGAGUUACCAUCAUGAAUAUGAUACAAGCAUAAAUCCUAUUGUUCCUCAAAGUUUUCACAGUAAUCUCACUCACCCUGCUAGGGGAGUUCGAAGUAACUAUUCCCAAAGAUCUACUCCAACACCAACUCCAACUUUUAGAGCCUCUUCAAGCUCAUGCGUGGGACAUAUGAUGCCUUCAGAUGGUGGAUUGCACAUGGGAGCUGAAGGUUUAAUCUCUAGACAUCCAAGGCCAUUGACUGCCAUCAGUUCGCGGAAUACUGAUAGAAACGGGAGGUCAAGGAUAUCUAGCGAGAGAUAUCGAACAUUAGCUGAUGAGGCUAUUCUUCAUGAUCGAUUUUCCUCUGAGGGUUUCAUGGUUGUUGAUCGUGCGCCGCUUUAUGGUUCUCGAAAUAUGAUUGAUCAACAUAGGGACAUGAGGAUGGACAUAGACAAUAUGAGUUAUGAGGAACUACUUGCUCUGGGAGAGAGGAUUGGUCAUGUCAGCACAGGAUUGUCUGAGAAGUUGAUUUCCAAGUGUUUGACAGAAUCAAUAUAUUGUUCGUCCGAGCAGAGUCAAGAGGAAGGAAGUUGUGUGAUCUGCUUGGAAGAUUACAAGUACAUGGACGAUGUUGGGACAAUGAGAGGUUGCGGCCAUGACUAUCAUGUGAGCUGCAUUAGAAAAUGGUUAUCUAUGAAGAACAUAUGUCCUAUCUGCAAAGCUUCUGCUCUUCCUGAUGAGAUGAAGGAUAAAUAACUUAAAUUCAUUCUGCAGUAUUUCGCUAUCUCAUUUUGUACAUAUAAUAUACAUUCGAAUAUUCAUGAAAUUGAAGGAAAUUGACUUCUUUCUUUUCGAGGUUUUGAAUAUUGUAAUAGCAAUGCUACUUAGAGUCGAUGCAUUUGUUCAUGGCUUCAGGGUCAAUUACGUGAAGCCUUGAGAUCAA